GAACUUCGCAUCGAAGAUUACAAUGUAAAAUUUAUUUUAUUUUAAAUUAAAAACAAUUACUGCCUUUUUUUAAUCAUAUUUUUAUUACUAUUAUUUAGAACACGCAAAUAACAAAUUAACAAAAACAAAUAAAUUAUCUAUUGUAACUACUAAAUUGUUGUGCGGGCCCACGUGGUAAAAGGAAUUAAACGUAAUAAGAAAACGAAAACACUCACUUUUAAAUAAAAAUUUAGAAUAUAUAAUUUGGUUGACACAGUUAAUAAUACAAUUGAUGUGUGUUUAUGGGGGCGCCUCACUUGCGCCUCCUCCGGCGCCUCACUUAUAAUCUCCCCGGCGCCUCACUUAUAAUCUCCUCCGGCGCCUCACUUAUCAAAAUUAUUAGCGCCCCCCUUAUCAAAAUAAAAAUUCAAUUUGAUAACAAAUAAUAGCGCCUCACAACCUCCCACUUCAAAGAUGAUUGUAUUCUUCCCCCACUCCUGUUAUUUAAUAUUGGUAUAAAACACAAUCGCUCGUGAAAAUCAAUCGUAUUGUAUCUUCGUUUUCUUACUCGUGUGUGUAAUCAGUGAAGUAUAACAGCGUGAUAUUCAAGAUGAGCAUGAUGAAAAUGACAACUGGAGGAAAAGAUAUAAGAAUGAGUAUUCGGAAUCAACCUCAACCUGAGUUUUCUAUACUAGCAACGUCGGUCUUCAAUUUGAGUUUCGUCGAGCUAAAAUUUCUACACAUCGGUUGCACGUGGAUAAACGACCGAUACUCUCCCGUAAUGAUAAUAUUAUCUCCAAGUAUGUAUUUAUGGAUGGAUGUCGAUAAAUUUAUUAAUUUUUUACAAUUAAUCGAUGAAGUUAUUUCAUUUAUGGAUGAAUCGUGUAAAUCAAAAAUUUAUUUGAAUUCCGUUUUUAACAUUGUAAAAUCGAAAUGUUUCUCGAAAAGUUAUCUAUCAAUAUUGGGUAAAGGUAGCGAAGAAGAAAAAAUGGGGCGUAUAUCAUUGACUGAAGAAAAUCUAUACGCGUUGAAAGAAAUGAAGUCAUGUCUCCUGGAAGUAACCAAAGAGAAAUAUGAAACAUGUAACUUAUUGUACAUGCAAAGUAAAGAAGUUUACGAAAAAGUAAAGGAUUUGGUUAUAAACAAGUUUUUAGUAUUACCCGAAAAUUUAAUGUAUUCCAUCGUGAAAAGUAUGGAUAUAUCGUUAUUGCCAAAGACAUCAACAGCACUGUACAAAGAAAUAGUUACCUUCGAUUAUAAAUGUAUCAUUAAACGUAUAUGGGAACAAUUCAUUGAGGAUUUCAAACAUCAAACCAAUCAGGAUGUUAAGCAGAUGACAAAUGAAAAUAUAAGUAAAAACGAUAACCAACAAGAUCAUUUGGAAAAUCACAACGAAAAUGUACAAGAUGUUAAUGUUCACCGAAUAAAUAAUGAUUUAUCUAAUCCAUUUAACGAUCAAAUUCAAAUAUGGGAAAAUUGUAACGAUUUAUUUGGUUAA
Messenger RNA from Daktulosphaira vitifoliae (grape phylloxera), 1477 nucleotides. RefSeq lists its product as uncharacterized. The record is from RefSeq and is a predicted model, not a curated record. The transcript is spliced from 2 exons. NCBI's taxonomy places the organism in Eukaryota, Metazoa, Arthropoda, Insecta, Hemiptera, Phylloxeridae. Bases 590 to 1477 code for a protein of 295 amino acids.